Molecule: messenger RNA, 2033 nt
Organism: Clunio marinus
Lineage: Eukaryota; Metazoa; Arthropoda; Insecta; Diptera; Chironomidae
Source: the annotation of a GenBank genome assembly
GCAAAACAGAAAGACGAAAAGACGGAAAGAGUGAAAAAUGCUGUAUGCUAAGCAUAUUUCUCCUUUAUUUAAUAAUAUUUUGUGAACAAGUGAUCAGUGGCAAUAAGCAUUCAGUGUCAACUUUACUGUGCUACGGCAUCGUAGCAUGAAAUUGUCCGCCUAUUUGAUAAGAUCGUUUUUAACCAUCAUUCCGAUCAGUUGAGAAAGUGCAAAAGUGAUUGAAAAUAAUGGAAAAUUCCAAUGGAUCUGCAGUAAAAUCUUUGGAGAAUGGGAAUUUAUCAAAUGGAGAGGUUAAGACUUUAGAGACCAGCAAUGAAAAGAGGAAACGUACAAUUUCAUUGAUUAUCAUUUACUUCACAUUGUUUUUACAAUCACUAGGAUUAGCUAUAGCAAUGACAGGUGUCUGGCCCUUUCUCGACAAACUCGACCCGCAUGCCGGAAAACCUUUCUUCAGUCUCAUACUUGCAGCCAAUCCACUUGGACAAUUCAUUCUAUCGCCAAUUCUCGGGUAUUGGACAAAUAAAGUGCCAUCAAUAAGAAUUCCAAUCAUUACGUCUCUUGUGAUGUUCUGCGUAUCAAGUGGAUUGUAUUCGUCACUAGAUUUGAUUGAAAGUGGGGUUAAAUUUUGGAUGCUUGUCGUGAGAUUUUUUAUGGGUGCAGCUUCAGCUAAUGUUGCUGUUUGUAGAAGCUACAUUGCAGCUGCAACCAAACUUGAUGAAAGAACUUUUGCUCUAUCAAUGGCUUCACUUGCACAAGUUUCAGGAUUUAUUGUGGGCCCACUUUUACAAGCUGCAUUCACACUUCUUGGUGACGGAAUAAAAAUAUUCAAAUUUUUUCCUCUAAGCAUGUAUACAGCACCAGGAUGGGUAAACGUCAUCCUUGGGGCAUUAAAUAUCGUAAUCUUCUUACCGCAAUUCUUUCAAGAUCACAAUAUUGCAGUUCGCGAACAGAUGCUAAUUCAAGGAAAGGAAAAUGCAAAAGAAACAUGGAAAUCAACUAAAAUUGAUUACCUCGUCGCAUGGUCGUUGAUUUUCUCAUACUUUAUUGUCGCCUUCAAUCUCGUUAUUCUCGAAUCACUUGGAACUCCAUUAACGAUGGAACAAUUUGCAUUUACAAAGAAAGAAACUCUCAAAUGGAAUGGAAUUUUAGUUGGUGUCGGAGCUUUAAUAUCAUGCAUUAUUUUCUGCCUUCUUCCUCGCUUGUGUCGUAUAUUUAGAGAAAUUGACAUAUUGAUCUGGGGCGGACUUCUGAUUAUGACUGUUGGUAAAUUCGUAUACAUUCCUUUCCGAACUGAAUUGCCACAAUUGUCGAUUGAACAGAAUUUCACGAUGGAAAAUGGAACAGUUUUUGUGAAUUCAACAUUAGGUUGCCCUGUAGUUGAGCAGCCUUGGUGUGAAUGGACUCCAAGACUUGGUAUACCUGAGUUUGUUGUUGGAUAUUUCAUGGGAGUUAUCGGGUAUCCAGUCGGAGUCACAUUAAUUCAAACAUUGUUUUCAAAAAUUCUUGGGUCCAGACCUCAAGGAACUUGGAUGGGAAUCAUGCUGGCAGCGGGGUCAAUGUCUCGCAUUAUUGGUCCUGUGAUCAUUGUUGGUGGAUACACUAAAUUUGGAACUAUUUGGACAUUCUCCGUUACAACUAUUGUUAUGAUUAUUCCAAUAGUUUUGCUAUAUAUGUUGCGCAACAGAGUAGUUGGAAAUGGCAGUCAGAAAAUUGAAAACCCAAAUAAUAUAAACAUGACUGAUGUAAGCACACAGCAACCCAAAGGUUAAAAUUGUAAUAAUAGUACUGAUAUUGUUAGUAAUUUGUAAUGUUAUGAAUUUUCAUUAUUUUCUAAAAUAAUUUUAAUAUAAAUACUGAAAAUUUUCUAAUCCCGUCCAAUUAAUUCAUGAGAACUUUAUAAAACAAUUGUGAUCCAUGGCUUUUUCAAAUUUCAUUCGAAUAAAGUUGAUUGAUUGCUUAGAAUUAUCUCAUUUCAAUUGAUUUUUUUUUAUUCUUUUCAUUUCAUAAUUUGUAGUGGAAAAAUAAAGAUCAUC